This is a messenger RNA of Andrographis paniculata, 1530 nucleotides long. RefSeq names its product transcription factor MYB36. The coding region runs from base 217 to 1317 and encodes 366 amino acids. The transcript is spliced from 3 exons. Lineage: Eukaryota; Viridiplantae; Streptophyta; Magnoliopsida; Lamiales; Acanthaceae. The record is from RefSeq and is a predicted model, not a curated record.
UCUAUACCUAUAAAUCCAAGUCUUACCUCUCCACAUCUUCUCCAACAACAUGAAACAAUCAAUCAAAUUUCUCAUCUUCUCCAUGUUCAUUUAGAGAGAGAGAGAGAGAGAGAGAGAGAGAGAGAGCAAUUUCAUUUUUUUUCACCACAAUAGAAGGAUAAAAGAAAACAAACAACCCCGAAGAUCAUUGAUCAAUCGGACUUUUCCAUUUGAAACAUGGGAAGGGCGCCGUGUUGCGACAAGGCCAACGUGAAAAAAGGGCCAUGGUCCCCGGAAGAAGAUGCAAAGCUCAAGGCAUAUAUCGAGAAAUAUGGCACCGGUGGAAAUUGGAUCGCUCUCCCUCAAAAAAUCGGGUUGAAGAGAUGCGGGAAGAGUUGCCGACUGAGAUGGCUGAACUAUUUGAGGCCGAAUAUUAAACACGGAGGAUUCACCGAAGAAGAAGACAACAUUAUCUGCAGCCUGUAUAUCAGUAUUGGAAGCAGGUGGUCUAUAAUUGCAGCCCAACUGCCCGGAAGAACCGACAACGACAUCAAGAACUACUGGAACACAAGGCUGAAGAAGAAAUUGCUCGGCAGACGCAAGCAGCACAAGAAUCGUCUUGCGAUGGAGGCCGGUUUUCCCGAGCAAAAAUACGCUACGAAGGAGAUCGAAAACCCGAAUAAUAUUAUGCAAAACCUAAGCUCCUCAGCCAUAGAAAGGCUUCAACUACAUAUGCAUCUUCGAAACCAUCAAAACCCUUUCUCCUUUUACCAAAACACUUCACUUUGGCCCAAGAUGAUCCAGGCCCUCCAUUCCAAUCAAAACCCUAUAAUCAACGGCCAGAUUUCCUCCUCCACUCCUCACUCUACAACCCCUGAUCACCAGCAAGGUUGUAACCCUAAUUUCAGCAAUCUGAGAAAAGGGAAUGAAAUCGAAUCUUCCUUCAAUGGAUUUUCAUCUUCCGACAGCUCCUUCAACCCCUUGAAUACUGAUCAAAGCAAUCUUCUCGAAUUUGAUACGCUCGAGCGAAAUCCGGGCAUAGAUCAUUUAACAAAUCAAGGGUUUUCUCAGUCUGAACUCGACGAUUUGCUUAGCACCAAAACCUCGAAUUUUCUUCCCAAGGAUCACCAGAUCAACGGUCAGGAUUGUUUCAUGAAAGAUCUUGAUGUCUCGAACUCUUCGGGUAACAAUUUGUCUUGGUGGACUAAUGAAUUCGAUCAUGAUCAUGCCAAUCCGGGAUCUUUAAGCUCGUGGGACUCGGCGAAUGCACUUCAUCAUCAACCCGAAGAAUUGUACCCCGGGUUUGAUUAUGUCCAAGGAUACAAUUACAUGAGUUGAUGUAAGUUGGAGGGCGCGAUCAUUGCAGUCGGUACGAGGUUUUAUAGGAGAUGAAUAUCAUUUGUUGUUACUUCAUAAGGGGAGAGUCUCUGAUUUUACUUUUGUUGUAACUAAAAUUAUGUGAAUAAUGUCAUGCCUUUAAAACAUUUUUCAUGUGCCCAAUAUGUACUCAAAAUUUUAUUUUUCUUAAAUAGUUUAAUUAAUUUGGAUCGA